Messenger RNA from Octodon degus (degu), 7661 nucleotides. RefSeq names its product neural precursor cell expressed, developmentally down-regulated 4, E3 ubiquitin protein ligase (gene Nedd4). Gene Ontology annotation, biological process: ubiquitin-dependent protein catabolic process; receptor catabolic process; regulation of dendrite morphogenesis. NCBI's taxonomy places the organism in Eukaryota, Metazoa, Chordata, Mammalia, Rodentia, Octodontidae. The transcript has 25 exons. The coding region runs from base 1076 to 4987 and encodes 1303 amino acids. The record is from RefSeq and is a predicted model, not a curated record. Gene Ontology annotation, molecular function: sodium channel inhibitor activity; ubiquitin protein ligase activity; protein binding.
CAGCCUCUGGUAAGUGAAUGCACUGCAGACAGUGGGAUGAAAUGCCCAAUGUGCUCAGAUUAUAUUGGGUAUAGUUUUUCUGUCUAAUCUGCAUAUAUUUUUAAUGGAAUGUUUGCUUAGGCUAUUUCUUGGCAGAGUUUUAAUAGUCAAACUAUAAAUGGCAUCAUUUAAAGACUGUACUACUUGGCCGGAAAAGGCAUUAAAAUUAUAGGAGAAAAUGCUUGGUGACAGCAUCUCUUACAUUUCUUCUCCCCUCAAAUGUGUGCUCAUUUUUGUCAUAGCACCACUAGGUUUAUUUUGUCAUUCUGUGUGUAAGCUUUCACUUUUGCACUUAGGUUCUUCUGCAAUUUAAUGCUGGAAGUUUAAUUUGCCCCAAUAUUUUUGCAUUUCUAAAUUUACACAAACUGUUCAGAUUUACUCAUUUUAAAAAAUGUAACAGUCCAUACUCCUUUCUGUAUUAACUAACUUACUAGGAUUUUUAGGAUGUCCACUAUUUGGAAAUUUAAUCUUUGAUUUGAUACUCAGUUACAUGAAGCUUCACUCCUACCAACUUCCUGUAAUUCUAUACCUUUGGGUAAAAAUAUUAGUGGUCAGACUCUGCUGGAGAAAGUAUAGGCACUGAGACUCCCUCUUGGAGUUAAAUGUUCAUUUAGUAGCACUGGUGUGAAAAAAUCCUGUUUCCACUUGAAAUGCUGGAAGGCUGUUGUUCUUGUGUUACUCAUUCAUGCAAAUUGGAGAAGGUAUAAUUGAAACAAGGUUGGCUGUGUUCUAGUCAGUGUGCUGCUGCGCCCAGCUCAAAGGUCGCUGGCAGUCAAGUGCCGUGUGUGUGAAGACGUUUGGACUACGAGCGAUUCAAGACAUUUGGGGAAUGUCCAUCCAAGAGUGGGUCAUCGUUCUCAUUUUAUGAUAUAUAGUAUCUAAUGUUUUAAGCAGGAUAAAGGCCACGGCUUGAGAGCUCUGUCAGGCACCACGAAUGGCUGCUGCUUUCACUGCAGCGCAGCUGCUUCGAGCCUGUCUGCGGACGGAGAUAUUUGUUUUGACUUUCAGCCCUUGACAUGUUUGGAAAUGAGAACAAAUGGCACAAAGCUUACGAUUGCACUUUGCAGCCCGAAGGAGCAAUACUUACCCUUUGUCAGAAAGCUCCGGAGAUGACCUGGAUAGCCGGCUUCACGUAUGCUUCCAAAGAUCAGCGCAGAUUUCCUCAGCUAACGUUGUUCACAUGAAGCUGACUCCCAGACAGACUGCUCUGACUCCACUGAUAAAGGAGAGUGUGAAGGCUCGGGAAGGAGCCUGUGUUCCUUCGCCCGAGAACGCCAGUAAGAAGAGCAGCUGCCUCCAGAUUUCUCUGCAGCCCACAAGGUACAGUGGGUGUCUUCAGCCUGGCAGUGUCUUAGCAGAUGGUGAUGAAGCCUUGUUUCCUUGUGCCGUGAAGGAUGGCAUUCACAGCAGUGCUGGGAGCAAUGGUAGUGCUGUCAGCAGUGGAAGCCUUGGUAGCUUUGUGGCCAGUGAUCACGGGUCCUAUAGUAGCGUCGGAAGUGAUUAUGGGUCGUGUGCAAGUAUUGCCAGUGGGGGCUCCUGCACCAGCAGUGUCAUCAGUGACAGUAGUGGUUACACUUUUUCACCAAGCCAUGACACUUUUUUUGGUGGAAAUUUAUCUGCUGACAGCACCUCUGACAGAAAUGUGCCAGACAGGAAUGCCACUCCCUGUGAGAGUUUUUCAAGAAGUCCGAGCACGGAUCCUGUUAUCCAGGCUGACUUGGAGCAUGGAAUCAAGACUGUGAAGUUUCCAGUUAACAGGAAUGCAAAAAUUCCACUGAAACGUUGCUCUUCCUUAGUCAUUUUUCCUCGGAGUCCCUCAAACACGCCGCCAGCUUCUCCAGCAGGUUCAGGUGUUCUCCCGAGCAAGGGGUCCUACCAGACCUCACAUCAGUUCAUCAUUUCUCCUAGUGAAGUCGCACGUCGUGAAGAUGGUUCUGGUGUGAAGGGAUUUCUUUCGACUGCUGUCAGUGGACUUCGAUUAUCUAAAACAGCCUGCACUCUGGGAGAAGUUAGAGAUACACGAGCACUUCUUGCAGGCUCAUCCACGAAGAGAGCUUCAAAUGAGAGUCCGAAGCAGCCUGUUGAUGAAAAGCCAUCUGCAGGGUAUUCGUGUGUUGCAGUGCGUUUUGCCCAGCAGAAAGCAGCUGCGUUGGCUUGUGAAACAACAAGUGGUGAUUGUAAGCUGGAGAGGUCAGGAACUCAGCUGCGUUCUGGUGCCGAGGGGACCCAGCGCAGGCACGGGACCUCUGCGACUUUAUCAUCCACCCGACACGUGGAUUCCCAAGUAACACGCAGUGCGGAAUUGGCAAAGUCACAUUCACAGAUAAACAAAAACCACACUGUCCUCCAAAGAAGCACUUCACUGGGAGGAGCUCACCCAAAUAUUUCCUGUUCAUCCAGCCUUGAGCACAGUUUCUCUAAGGGGGGGCCAUCGCAGCUACUCGUAAAGUUUUCAUCUGGAAAUGAAGGUGAAGUUGACAAUUUACUGAGAGACAGCAUCAGCAAUAUUACAAAUGGACUAUCUAAUUCUUACAAGACAAGAGAUGAUUUCCUAGGUCAAGUGGAUGUUCCUCUUUAUCCGUUACCGACAGAGAACCCAAGACUGGAGAGACCAUAUACAUUUAAGGAUUUUGUUCUUCACCCGAGAAGUCACAAAUCAAGAGUAAAAGGUUAUCUGAGAUUAAAAAUGACUUAUUUGCCUAAAACCAGUGGCUCAGAAGAUGAUAACGCGGAACAGGCUGAGGAACUAGAGCCUGGCUGGGUGGUUUUGGACCAACCGGAUGCUGCUUCCCAUCUGCAGCAGCAACAGGAGCCAUCGCCCCUCCCUCCAGGGUGGGAGGAGAGGCAGGAUCUCCUUGGGAGGACCUACUAUGUGAACCACGGGUCUCGGAGGACACAGUGGAAAAGGCCAACCCCCCAGGACGACCUCACGGACGCUGACAGUGCUGACAUUCAGCUGCAAGCACAGCGAGCCUUUACCACCAGGCGACAGAUAUCCGAGGAAGCAGAAAGCAGUGACAUCCAGGAGUCCUCCGAGAACUGGGAGAUUGUAGGAGAGGACGAAGCCACCGCUGUGCCCGGCGCGCGGGCCCUCCUGCCACCACCCCCAGCAGGGCCCCUUGGUGUUCAGCCUCAUCUUGCCGAAGAGCCGAGCUCCAGGCUCGCUGCUCGUGGAAGGCCAGCCGCCAGCCAGGCAGCGUCCAGCUCAAAUCAUUCCGGCAGAAGAGGCAGCUUGCAAGCCUAUUAUACUUAUGAGGAGCAGCCAGCACUUCCUGUGCUUUUGCCUACUUCAUCUGGAUUGCCACCAGGUUGGGAAGAAAAGCAAGAUGAAAGAGGAAGAUCCUAUUACGUAGAUCACAACUCCAGAAGUACGACCUGGGCGAAGCCCACGGUGCAGGCCACCUGGGAAGCCAGCCUGACACCCUCCAGCCAGGGCUCCGCUGGCCUGCAACCCCCUGAGAGUGACGCAGCCCCGCCUGUGACCCAGCCCCCAGAAAUCCAGCAGGGACGCCUUCCCAAAGGCUGGGAAGUCCGACAUGCACCAAAUGGGAGGCCUUUCUACAUUGACCACAACACCAAGACCACCACCUGGGAAGAUCCAAGAUUGAAAAUUCCAGCUCAGCUCAGAGGAAAGGCACCACUCGAAUCUGCCAGUGACCUGGGGCCUUUGCCUCCAGGAUGGGAAGAGAGAACUCACACGGAUGGAAGAGUCUUCUACAUAAAUCAUAAUAUAAAAAGAACACAGUGGGAAGAUCCUCGGCUGCAGAAUGUAGCGAUAACUGGACCAGCAGUGCCCUACUCCAGGGAUUACAAAAGAAAGUAUGAAUUCUUCCGAAGGAAGCUGAAGAAGCAGAACGACAUUCCAAGCAAAUUUGAAAUGAAACUCCGCCGAACAACUGUGCUGGAGGACUCUUAUCGGAGGAUCAUGGGUGUGAAGAGAGCCGACUUCCUCAAGGCUCGGCUCUGGAUUGAGUUCGACGGCGAGAAAGGGUUGGAUUAUGGAGGGGUAGCCCGGGAGUGGUUCUUCUUGAUCUCCAAGGAAAUGUUUAACCCUUAUUAUGGGUUGUUUGAAUAUUCUGCUACGGAUAAUUACACCCUCCAGAUAAAUGCGAACUCCGGGUUGUGUAAUGAAGACCAUCUAUCUUACUUCAAGUUUAUCGGCAGGGUGGCGGGGAUGGCAGUUUAUCAUGGCAAACUAUUGGAUGGUUUUUUCAUCCGCCCGUUUUACAAGAUGAUGCUACACAAGCCAAUAAUGCUCCAUGACAUGGAGUCCGUGGAUAGUGAAUAUUAUAAUUCACUGAGAUGGAUUCUUGAAAAUGACCCAACAGAAUUGGACCUCAGGUUUAUCAUAGAUGAAGAACUUUUUGGACAGACACACCAACAUGAGCUGAAAAAUGGUGGCUCAGAAAUUGUUGUCACCAAUAAGAACAAAAAGGAAUAUAUUUACCUUGUAAUACAAUGGAGGUUUGUCAACCGAGUCCAGAAGCAAAUGGCUGCUUUUAAAGAGGGAUUUUUUGAAUUAAUACCACAAGAUCUCAUCAAAAUUUUUGAUGAAAAUGAACUAGAGCUUCUCAUGUGCGGGCUGGGAGAUGUGGAUGUGAUCGACUGGCGGGAACACACCAAGUACAAGAAUGGCUACAGCGCAAGUCACCCCGUGGUGCAGUGGUUCUGGAAGGCUGUUUUAAUGAUGGAUUCAGAAAAAAGAACACGAUUACUUCAGUUUGUCACUGGCACGUCCCGUGUGCCAAUGAAUGGGUUUGCUGAACUGUAUGGCUCCAGCGGACCACAGCCUUUCACGGUGGAGCAGUGGGGCGCCCCGGAGAAGCUGCCCAGGGCUCACACCUGCUUCAAUCGCUUGGACUUGCCACCCUAUGAAUCGUUUGAGGAAUUAUGGGAUAAACUUCAGAUGGCAAUUGAAAACACUCAGGGUUUCGAUGGAGUUGAUUAGAUUACAAAUAACAAUCAAGGGUGUUUUGCUGCCACAGUUUUAUAAACAAAAUUGUGUCUUAAACUUUACAGGGAACUACUAAAACUCAGCCACUGAUUCUUCACAGAUAUUGGAGAAAAUUGUUAAAACAUUAGAAGAAAUUGUAUGACAGUCAUUAGUUCAGUAGCUUUUAAGUCAUAUGCAUUUGCACAGUUACUUCCCCCUCUCUAGAGUUUGCUCUCUUAACACCUGAGUCCAGGUGCCUGAAGUGGUGGGUUUUGUCCUUAACGUUUACCUCUUAAGAGUAUUUGCAGGCAGGUCUUCCUUAAACUACUGAAAUUAUAACUGUGAAAUAUCUGUGAUAAAUGUUGCGUGAAAAAUUUGAUGCUUUUUGGAAAAAGUACUUUAAUCAUGAGUAAACUACAGUGUACUUAGUGCUACUUGCAGCUAUUUAUUGUUUUAUACAACUUGCCUAAUGCACCUUACCCUGGAGUUUUGGAAAAACCUUGGAGACUGUAUCACCUAUAAUUUUAGUCAGUUGACUUGCAGAAAACUUGCUCACUUCUUCACCUUACAAGUAUUAGGCUUUCAUUAAUAUGAUGCUUUCCUGAACACGGUGGCUCCUGAGAUGUGGGCACGGCCACACGGAGGACGCGCCGGGUUGGUGCAGCCUCUCCUCCUGUGCUCCGUGUGGGGUGCGGCUCUCCUUCAGGCGCUCAGGUCCACCGGAGCAGCGCCUCUGCGCCUAGCAGAGCAGGCCGGGGUUCAGAGCUUGCCUUUGCUUGUCCCUCCUUAAAGCCACAUGCUGUGUAGUGAGUUCAUGUUUACAGGGUUUAAUGUUUACAGGUAAAGCUCAUUUCUUAGUUGCAUUUUUAUAUUUUUAGUAUCACCUUCAUAUAAAAACCAAAUAAUGUGCUUAAAAUAGCCAAAGAAUAGUUAAAUGCAAAAUUUGUAUUAAAUGUGUUACCAUAUUUCUCAUCCUUUCUAAAAAAUACUGUUUACUGUGUCAACCGUGGUGGUUUGUUACAAACCCAGAGCCUGUAGGUGCAGUGCCAUAGGUAGAAGUGACCGCAGAAGCAGCCCAGGUCUGGUCUGAACACUGCCAGGCACGGCACCCACCGUGCUGGGCGGGGCCUGGUGGAAGUGGGAAGCGGCUCAGCUCUAGCUUCAAGCAUGUACAAGCGCAUGAAUGGGCUGGUGAGCAGUGCCAAGGAGGGUGAGCACAAGAAGUCGAAACGGAAGGCUGGGUCUGGGGACACUGGGGAUUAAGCCCCGGAACUUUUCAGUGAGCUACAUGCUUGCUCCUUUGUCCCUUUCUGUUUCUUAUUUUGAGACAGGGUCUUGCUGGGUUAUGGAGUUGCCCAAGCUGAGGUGGAAUUUGCAGUCAUCCUGCCUUAGCCUCCCAGAGUGCUGAGAUUGUAGGCAUAGGACUAUUCUUGGUCCCAGGGCAUUCACAAAGAUGGAGUGCGUCAAGACUUUAUUUCUGUGUUUCAUCCCUGUACUGGCAUAUUAUUCAGAAAAUGGUCUCACACAGAAUUAAACCUGUUUCUUAAUAUGGUAUUUUGGUGAUAGCUGUAAGUAUGUGUUGUGACCUUUCUUAGAUACAACAGAUGCUCUGUGGGUCUUGUAACAGUGCUUUUGAGCAUGGGCCCACAUUUGCUGGGGAGUAGCAUGGAAAGCACCAGCUCGAGGUGCCAAGGACAGCAGCAAACCCAGCUUUCAAAGUCCCCGCCACCGCUUUGUAGAGCCAUUCACAGGUGAGGGCGUCUGCCUGCGUCUCAAGUGUCCUCUGCGUUGCAGGUGUGGAGCUUGUUUUGUCACCUGCUGUGGGCUCCUGAUUUUUUCCCAGUCAAACAAGCACCACGGAGUCCACCUUACGUCACGCAAGACUGUGGUGAGCUCUGGAGAGCGCAUGCCCAGAAAGGCCUGCGUGAGGCUUUGCAGUGUGCCACUGGCUUGUGCCUAGAGCGGUUCCACGCUGACUGCGCCAGCCGAGAAUCUUCAUCUGAAAAGAGAAUGGAGCAUGGCUGUGGAGGAGACAGGACACGUAGGACACUGCAUGCAUGUGUCUGAAGUGGACCUCGCCUCCCGGAUUCAAGGUGGCAUCAGCGUGGGCCAGUGUUUUCAGGAACUUUCCUCAAGACAUACAGCUGAAUGUGAAAGGUACUUCAUGAAAGUAUGGUUUCCCAUGGCUAUUUGAACAUCACUUCUGUGAAGUCCCACAGGCAUCAGAGCUUCAGAAAGCGCCAGGCCUUCUCCACCUAGUGACAAGGCUUGCACCAUCCUGCAGCUCUGCCUGAAGGCUGUCUGUGAGACCAGACUCCCCCUGCCGCCCAGCCUUCCCCACUCCAUCUAGAGCCUCACCUUUGGCAGAAAGUUCCCUGGGGCAUCCUCCGAGGGAGCCAUGAGGAUCCUUCUGAGAGGCAAGGAUGUCACAUGUCCCUAGAAAUCCCCAGCACAGAACCCCAGCUCAUGCCGUCUCAUCAAACUUAACAUAAAACUGUAUUACAAGUGAAAACUUACAUGGCAUUCAUUUUAUUUUAUAUGUGUAAUGCUGAAGUUAUUCCAUAUAAAUACCAAGUUACACUCAAUUCAUUUUGAUUACAAGCUAUUUGACAGUCUUUUAAAAAAUCUUAUAUGGUAAAUAUAUGUUAAGGUUAAUAUGUCAAAUUUAUUGCAUACUUUAAAGUAUAAA